CAUGUGUAGGGGGUCAGAGGACAACAUCAUCUCCACUGUGUGGCUCCUGGGGACUAAAUUCCAAUCAUCAAGGUUGAUAGCAAUCUUGCUGACCCCAUCUUGUUUGUUUGAAAUAAGGUCUCUUCUUGGCUUAAAACUUGCUGAGGGGUUGGGCUGGCUGGCUGUGUAACACUGGGUCGUCAGCCCAUUUAUUUGUUUGUCUGUUAGUAUUUUUGGUUUUGUUUUUUUAAAUGUUGAGUUUUUGAGGAUUGAAUUCAGGUCCUCUUGCUUGCAAGAUAAAGCAUUUUACAGACUGGGCUAUUGCUCCUCUACUCUGAUGACCUAAUCCCAGUCCUGUCCCAGAAGCCCCUCCCCUAAAUGACACAGACUAAGCUUUCACCUUUUGAAAGAAAGGUGGCCAGGAUUAGACUUCAACAUAAGCAUCCAGUGAACACGUGAUAGUCACAGCAUAGCGCAGACUUUGAACAUGGCAUCUAGAAUUAUCUAUCCUCGUUCUCACUGGUGCCAGUUUGUUUCGAGUUGACAGCCCAGAGCUUGGGCUUUGGGGGAUCAUGCCUAAAAUAAGCGACAGCCAGGCUCCCUAGGGCGAACAAAGGGCUCUCCUGGGACAGGCACGUGAGCAGAGUUCCCCUGCAGGGGCUGUGGAAUUCCAUCUGACGCAUUUGGGCUCUUUAAUUUAUUUUCUUUUUUCCUGUACACCAAAAUAUUCGUAUCACUUUCCAGCUAACAGCAGCUCUAGCUGUACUAUAUGAUAUUCUUGGUAUAUUAACGUCUAACACCAACGAGUCUAAUUGUUGUAUGUAAAUUUACACCGCCAUUCAUAUUUUCUCAGUCGGCUCCCUCCGUUGGCCUCAUAAUAGAAUCCAAAGUCUCCUUGUUGGCUAAAGGGUUAAAUGAUGUAGCUUUGGGAUCCCCUCCGCUGCUCUGGAGACUUAGCUUGCAUAGGUCUUCUUUAUUCCUUUAUUAGGAAAGACUUCAUGGGGAAGAGGCUAGCCUUUGACUGGGUCUUCUGUGUGCAUUCAUAAUAAAAGCUGGUACAUUCAUGGCUGCUCUGUGAGGUAGAAGAACCAGUGAAUGAAAGUUUGGGUACAGCUCACCUCCCAGAGAGUGGUCCUGCUUCACCCGGAACUGACCCGAUAGUCUCCAACACCCUUAUAAAACUAAUUUUCCCCAUCUCUCUAUACCGGCUUGUUUCUUCCUCCCAGAAUUUUUGUAAUCAAUCUGGGUGGUGUUAUUUUUUUUUUUUUCUUUCUCUUUUUUUUUCCCACACUGCUGUUGGAUAAAAGAUCCCGCCCUUGAUUGAAAUGGAAUCUUCCACUAUUGAGCGAGCCUUUGUUGAAUGAGUCAUCGGCUCAGCCUCUCAUUGGCUGAAGCCGCCUGAGCCCAGGGGAUUGCCUGGCACCGGCUGCAAGGACCCGCUCCAUUCACAGAAACGCUGGCUCGCUCGCCGGCCCUUUCAUUCACACAAACAGCAUCUCAUUCACAUUCGGUCUGUUUUUUUUUUUUUUCCUUUUUCUUUUUUUCUUUUUGUCUGCUUCUAAUGAAGAAGACCACGGUUUGGGAAUGGUGGGGCUGACUUGCUUCAGAUUGGAGGGGGACUCCAAUCACCAUCGAAAUCGUCCGUGGGGUGCGCAUCUGCUGUUGCUAUGCGAGCUAGAGGAAGGGAGAAAAGAGAGUGCGGGGUGGCUGUUCAGCUAGGGCUGCCGCGCGGUUGGAGAGCGGUGGGGACGUGUUUGCUGCGCCAGGGCGGGCCUGGCGGCUCUGCGCUUUUUCGUCCUCUGGAACCGGCCUCACUUGCACGGCCGCCACGGGUGGCUCUCCCUAAACUCCCUUCCUGGGGCUCCCAGAAAGCCUGGGAACCGCACUGCCUCCCGAGAUCAGCCCUGGGCGUGAGAAGACUCAGGGUGACCUGCUAGUGUGCUAGAAGGCAAAUGCAUUCGCUUGCACAGAAGUUACCAGGAAACUUUGACAGCGAUUGACUUCUCGGUGGUGCAGGUUAUCUGUCUUAACACAUGAGGCCACCUGGUAGAGGCCACCGAGGAAGGGCUCAGUGGGUCUCAGAAUCUUGGUCAGACCCUCGGGGAGGCUGUCGAUGUCCUAUUCUCCCAAGCGUCAGGAAGAAGGCCUGUGCGUGUCACUGCAAGCCUGGGCCCGACUCGCAAGGAAGAGGCCAUUCUUGCUGUGGAUUUGAUGGACAGUUAGAGCAGCCGCAUUUUUUUUCCUGCCUGACUGCAGGGCUGCAAGCAGCAACUGAAGGGACAUUGAAACGGAUUGGUAAUGCUACUAAGGCAUGCUUCCAGGGCUGAAACACAUUCACUUGGAAUAAAACUCAAAACGCGGCCCUCUUUCUCUCUCUCUCUCUUUUUUUGGCAUGGAUUUCUGGAGCCUGUUGCCGCUCAGCAGAGAUGCAGGUUUUUUUUUGAAGUAGAUUUUUCAACUGAACCCUAGCUGAGUACGGCUGCUGACUGCUGUAAAUUAUUAGGGAAGACCCCCUCUGAGCUGUACUGAGAAGAAAUUUCUGUGCUGAUUUUUUUUUUUUUUCGUGAAUUGGUACAGGAAUUGCACCGCCACAGAUACAUGGCUGCUCUGCUGAUCUGAACAAGAAAAGCAAACCACAGGAAACUGACAGGAUUCAUCAGGAUUCGCCUUGAAGACUUCUUUAAAAGCCUUCGUCACAUUUGAACGCAUCCCUGUCAGACACUUCUGGGCUUCAUCCACAUGAGCUGAGCAAGGGAAGAGCAAGCCAUUGCACGGAAUAAUGGGUUGCGGAAAGUUCAAGAGAUCAUUUGACGGGACUGGAUUUACCUUUGGCACAGAUGCGGGAUGGGGAGGGGGUAGGUGAAAAGGCAAAGACUGGAAGGAAAUAUCUGCGAAGGUAGAAAAAGGAAAUUUGAGAACUGAUUGGCUGUAGUUGCUGUCAGCGGGUGGAUGUCGUUUUCUUCUCUCUCUUUUUGCUACAGGAAGUGAUUUGCGGAGCUCACCGAGCCUUUGUUGAGAAGGGUCUCCUCAGAGUGAGUCACGCUUUUGCUGGGAGCAGCCCCGUGCAGCUGGCCGCUCGCUCCAUCAGCCGCAACUAUGACUUUUGCAAGGCAAGCGUUCCACCCCAACCCUCGGUCUCCAGGGCCCGCGCUGCGUGGCUGCUGCUCUGCUGCCUUGUAACGGUGAAAAGGGCUCGGUCGUCGGCCUCGGCUGUCCCUCUCCGGAAAGGCUGUCCUGGGACUCGGGCUCCUCGUCCCGCUCGGGGGACCGCGGCUCGUGUGCUAUGCGCGGCAGUCCGCGCCAGGGCCGGCAGCAGCAGCGCCCGGGUGGAUGCGGCGAGCCCACGGAGGGGCAUGCUUCCACGCACCAAGUACAACCGCUUCAGGAAUGACUCGGUGACAUCGGUCGAUGACCUUCUCCACAGCCUGUCGGUGAGCGGCAGCGGCGGCAAGGUCUCGGCGGAGCCCGCGGCGAGCCCCUACCUGGUGUCGGGCGAGGCGCUGCGCAAGGCGCCGGACGAUGGGCCCGGCAGCCUGGGCCACCUGCUCCACAAGGUGUCCCACUUGAAACUCUCCAGCUCCGGCCUGCGUGGCCUGUCGUCGGCCGCCCGGGAGCGGGCAGGAGCGCGGCUCUCGGGCAGCUGCAGCGCGCCCAGCCUGGCGGCCCCGGACGGCGGCAGCGCGACCCCCGGGUCCCGCGCCCCGGCCGCCAGCAUGAGUGCCACCAGGAAGAGCCGGGCCGGCGACGAGCCACUGCCCAGGCCCCCUCGGGGCGCGCCGCACACCAGCGAUCAGGUGCUGGGGCCGGGAGUCACCUAUGUGGUCAAGUACUUGGGCUGCAUCGAAGUUCUGCGCUCAAUGAGGUCUCUUGACUUCAGUACAAGAACUCAGGUUACCAGGGAAGCCAUCAGCCGUGUCUGCGAAGCUGUGCCAGGUGCCAAAGGAGCCCUCAAGAAGAGAAAGCCGCCGAGUAAGAUGCUGUCCAGCAUCCUGGGGAAGAGCAACCUCCAGUUCGCAGGGAUGAGCAUCUCCCUGACCAUCUCCACCGCCAGCCUGAAUCUGCGCACUCCUGACUCCAAACAGAUCAUAGCGAACCAUCAUAUGCGGUCUAUCUCUUUUGCCUCAGGGGGAGACCCGGACACAACGGACUAUGUUGCCUAUGUCGCUAAGGACCCUGUCAAUCGCAGAGCUUGCCACAUUCUGGAAUGCUGUGACGGGCUAGCCCAAGAUGUCAUUGGCUCCAUCGGACAAGCCUUUGAACUCCGGUUCAAACAGUAUUUGCAGUGCCCUUCCAAGGUUCCUGCCCUCCAGGACCGAAUGCAGAGUCUGGAUGAGCCAUGGACUGAAGAAGAGGGAGAUGGCCCUGAUCACCCAUACUACAACAGCGUUCCCACCAAGAUGCCUCCCCCAGGGGGGUUUCUGGAUGCUCGAUUGAAAGGCAGACCCCACGCUCCUGAGGCAGCCCAGUUUGCAGGAAAAGAGCAAACUUAUUACCAGGGAAGACACUUAGGAGAUACAUUUGGUGAAGACUGGCAGCGAGCACCCACCAGGCAAGGCUCCUUGGACAUCUAUAGCACAGCAGAAGGGAAAACUCACAUGGUUCCUGUAGGAGAAACACCAACCUAUGUCAACACCCAGCCAGUCCCACCACAGGUGUGGCCAGCAGCAACCAGCAGCACUGAGAGCAGCCCACGGAAGGACCUCUUUGACAUGAAGCCCUUUGAAGAUGCCCUGAGAAACCAGCCCCUGGGCCCCAUGUUGAGCAAAGCCGCGUCUGUGGAGUGCAUCAGCCCGGUCACACCCAGAGCCCCGGAUGCCAGGAUGCUGGAGGAGCUUAACGCUGAGCCCUGGUACCAAGGAGAGAUGAGCAGGAAGGAGGCAGAGGCCCUGCUACGGGAAGAUGGAGACUUCCUAGUGAGGAAGAGUACCACCAACCCCGGCUCCUUUGUCCUCACAGGCAUGCACAAUGGGCAGGCCAAGCACCUGCUGCUGGUGGACCCGGAAGGCACGAUCCGGACGAAGGACAGGGUCUUUGACAGCAUCAGCCACCUCAUCAAUUACCACCUCGAGAGCAGCCUGCCCAUUGUCUCUGCCGGGAGUGAGCUUUGUCUCCAGCAACCAGUGGAGAGGAAACCCUGAGCUUGCCCAGCGCCCCAGCCCCCAUACCUUAUGCCAGGUCAGGAAGACCUGGGCUCUGCGGCUCUCAGCCUAUGGAAAUGGGGCAACUGUCUGUGGGCCCAUCACCAUUAAAAGCCCCCCCAGGGAGGUUUCCUUCAAGUUCAAAUUUCAUAAAUAUGUUCACACGAUUCAGACAUGCUUAUUAGAAGUGUAUAUACCCACACAUCCUGUACAAAUGGCCCCGAUAUUUAUAUUUUUUAAGACUAAGAGAGAUGUGAGACACUAGUGCUCUAUGCUGUGUGUUUUUAGGGAGAGGCAGGUUCGACUGUAGUUGUUCUGUGAAAAAUAUUAACUAACCUGUUCUACUGGGAAAUUUUGCUAGGAAGUCAUUCUUAUGUACUAAGCACAAUUCAAGGCGAAUGCAGGUGAGCUGGCAGCUCCAGGACAAACAGAAUUGUGAGAGAAUACAGUAGCAUGCUGCCCAAACAUCUGCCCCUGCUGAUACAGCUUUGUGUGAGUGCUGGUUCCAGACUACAGCUUGGCUCAUGAGUGGUGGUGUUUCCUCCGGGAUGAUGGUACCUUCUCCAGGAUGGUGGUACCUCCUCCAGUCAUGGCUUGCUGGGUGCUGCCUCCUAUGCCCUGAAUUGACAUUGUGUGAGUGGGUUUUCUGCCAUAGGAUAAUCCACUGAAUCCCCACUCCAAAGUAGAUGGUAGUCUGGCUUGUUCAGGUCGUGUUUCAGCAUGGGGAACCUUUGACUUCAAUUGUGUGUGUGUGUGUGUGUGUGUGUGUGUGUGUGUGUGUGUGUGUGUGUGUGUGUAUUUGGGAGAUUCAUUUGAGGCCAAACAUGAUACUUUGAAUAAGACUUAAGAUGUCUGAUUGGCAAAUGCUUCCUUGUCAGCGUACUGAUGACGUGUAUGUCUGAGGAAGUAGGAUAUGCGUAUUCCUGGUCUGUAGGUCCUUCAAGCCAAUGUGACCAUCAUGGGCUUUUUAUGGAAGGUGCCAGUGAAGUGGCCUCCCACCUACCUCUCGUAUUCAGUAGAACAAAAAACCAUGUGUUAGAGCCUCGCAAGGCCUGUGCCAGCUUCUGCCCAGAAUUGAGCUUUGGAGAUACACACACACUGGCUGUUUUUCCCAGGUCCGUGUGUGCUCAGCUCCACGCUCCAGUCUUUGGGAGCAGCUGGAGUGAGGGGUGGUGAGCCUUCUUGUCUCCCCUCCAUAUUUUCUCAGUAGCCCCAUGAAAAGGAACCACGCUCGUGGCGCUCUGUCUUCUUUCUCUGCCAUUUCAGAAGCUGUUGUUUCAUGGUGGGUGAUAACCUGUGUUUCAAAGCUGGCUACGUCUAUGACUUCGGUGACUUAACAAACAUGAGCAGAUGGUGCACUUAGUGGUUGGUACUUCAGCAUAGGACUGUGACCUGGGUGUUGCUCCCUGUGAGACUCCAUGUGGUAGCACCCCUGACUAGUAUAGCAGGACUCUACGUUUUAGGGUUGUGUGAUGAAAAACUGGAUUUUUUUCUUUUUCUUUUUCUUUUUUUUUGGUUUUGGUUUUUCAAGACGGGGUUUCUCUGUAUCGCCCUGACUGUCCUGGUUGAACUCAGAAAUCUGCCUGCCUCUGCCUCCCAAGUGCUGGGAUUAAAGGCAUGUGCCACCACUGCCUGGCUAAAACUGGAUAUUUUUAAGAGGAAGGAAUUAAGUCUCUGUGUGUGUGUUUGUGUGUGUGUGUAUUGUGGGUAGAUGGGGUGGGGGUGGGGCGCUCAGUGGUUAAGAAUACUGGCUGCUUUUCCAGAGGACUCAAGUUCAAUUCUCUGAGCCUACAUGACAGCUCACAGCUGUCUGUAACUCAAGUCCCAGGAAUCUUGUGGCCUCCGUGGACACCAAGUAGGCACAUAAUGCACUUACACACUUGCAAGCAAAACACCCAUACAUAUAAACAUAAAUAAAUUAUAUUCUAAAGAGUAUAGUUAAGGGGAGACUAAACGUUGGGCCAAUCAGAGUUCGGCAUGGCUCUAAUUGUAAGUGUGAGCCCCGCUUUUGCUGCCCUGUAGUCAGUUGGGUGCUAACAGGAGAGGCUGGGAAGGGAAGAUCUUGGAGGCUCAGUAGGAGAUCUCUUGACAGUUUUAACCCUUUGAGUGCCCGCUGGAUCCAAGCUGGCAGCACAGCAGUCUUCUAGCAUCAACUUUCAGGAUCCUGCUGUUUCCUGAGUGGUGUCAGUUGGGACAAAUGCUACAUGGAUGAAAUCACAGAGAUGAGCAGAUAUGCUGGUAGCCCCUAGUUCAGGCUCUUGCCUUGUGGCCACAUACAUAAGCAUUGAGGUACCCCAAGAGUCACCCUGUCCUCUGUCCCCCAAGAGGCUGUGCUCUGUGCACACACAUACAGGUCCUGCUGCUCCUGUGUGUGACUGUAUUGUACAUAGAAAAACAUACAAAAUUAUCCAAUCUUGAAUUCCCCGCUCACGCACUGCUAGAAUGCUUCUGUUCAAGUCACUAGCAAAGUGUUACAGACCAUGAGCGCCUCAGCAUUCGCCUGAUUUCAUUUCCCUCUCCAGGGAAGUUUAAAAAAAAAAAAAAAAAAAAAGGAAUACUCAGAAAUGAAUUCUCUGAAGUCAGUGUUGAGUUUGAGGGUAAUAAGAUUUAUAGGAAUCAACAUUUCUCUUUUUAAUUUUAAUUCAAAACAUCUAAUUAUUGUUCCAGAUUAGAGGACAGAUGUUAUAGUUAGGGAAAUCUUUUAGACACAGGGCAGACUGCAGAGGUUGUUCUUGGCAGCCGUGUUCUGGCCUGCAUUCCUUUUAAAGCAUGUCAGAGUUCACAGGGGUUCGUCAUGUCUUGCUACAAACACCAUGUAUGUGAUGGGACAACUCCCUCAAACCUCACAUACACCCGGGGAAACUGAGGCUCACUUCAGGUCACAUCGUCAGCUAACAGAAGAGCUGUUCUAGUCACUCAGCAUUUUCUGCGCACAGGUGUGGCCUGCCUGUGUUUUGAGGCCAGGGUUUGGGGGCAGACCCCAAAGCUUCUCCUCCUGUGCCUACACACCUCUUCCAUGGGUUCCCAGACCAUAUCUGCCUGGGUAGGGCAGGGCUUCGGGCUAUGAAGGAGCAACUCCAUACUGUGCAGAACAGCACUCUGCUGUGCAUUCAGGGGCUUCAGCUCCCAGGGCACGGUGGCUGAGUCUACGCCAGGCAUGAGGGUCUGGCGUGUGCCUGGAUCCUGUGCUCCUCCUUAUAGGCACCCCACCACUCCGUCCAGAACUCUGCAUCUAUUUUAGUGGUGCGUGGUGGGGUUCAGCAGCCUUAAAAACAGCCCCUGUCUGCUCUUGCACAGUGGCUCUGAAUCCCCUGCCAAAUCCUUCCAUCCCUUGCUCUCCUGGGAGAGUUAGCUGUUCUUCAGAUCACCUCUGCACACUCUUGGGGCUGACUGACCUUCCAUGGGGUUGUUCAUCAUGGUCUAGGUUGGCUCUGAUUCUCAAAUCUCCCUCCACCAUAAGGUGGGCAGUCUGCUAACAACACAGGUCAAAUGACUCAAUCUUUGACCUAUACUUGUGUUAUGACCAUGGUGUCCCUUUUGUAUUUUAAAGACAAAGAGCGGGAUACCUGCUUAGCCUGGAUAAACAGCUUUCUGUGACAGGCCAACUCAGAUGGUGGAUAGAUGGGCCAAAUAGGACACAUGAAGCAACCGUGAGGUUCUCUUAGCAACAGAGGCAGUUGUACGUAAAGGCCGUGAGAAUCCAUGAAUGGAGGGUAAAGCUUAGGUUGGAAGGACAGGGAGAAUGAAUUCCCCAAAGCCCAUGGGAUUCAGGUCACAGUUGCCAUAUGUCCAGGCUCCACUGGUGUCCUGAAGAUGCCUCUCUUUCGAAGGGAAGAUCUCCCCCAUGGUGACAUUAGACACCUGGGAGGCCUCCUUAUAGGAGUGGCUAUAGAGUGGACACCUCCAUUCCACGUUAGAUCCAGUGCCACAUUCUCUUCUUGUUGAAGUGAGUUGAGUUGAAAUCCAACUCAGUCCCCAAGACAGUGAUGCAGCAGAGGCCACCCCCAUGAAGCUCAUCCUGGUACAACCUGAACAAUAGGUUCUCUGACACCAUGACUUGUGCUUCCUUCAAAGAGUGGUGUGGAUAGAGAAAUAAAUAUAUAAAGUGACUUCCUGGGACUCUUCACUGACAGAACGUAUCUCACUCCUCCUCCAUGGGCCCAAAGUGGUAGGCCAUCUAUAAACAGCUUUUGUGGAUGGUGACAGCCAGAUUUUAAAUAGGAGGAGGGUAGUAGAAAGGUUGCAAAUGAAACCAUGUGCUCAGAAACAUAUGUGUGAUGCUAGUUCUUAUGGAAAUUUUGAAGUGUGUGUGUGUGUUUUCAAGAAAGACAAUGUAGAUAAUAAACCCCACUCCUGGAACAUAUUACAAACCUAGAAAUUUUGCCCUUCUGGGAUAAUGGGCAGGUGCUUUCGAGAUGUUUCAGCUGAAGGGGCCCUUGUAUUUCAGCUGAAAAAAUUGGAUGGCAGUGGUCAAUGGCUAGAUCUAGGAAAGAAUGCAGGACUUACUAAGGCCUUUUGAGGCUCAGACAUGUAGCUCACAUGGAAGCAACAUACUCCACCUUUUGAAGUACAGGAAGGACUGAGCCAUUUGCCUGAGAGAGUCAGGACCUGUGGUUGGUGACUUAGCUGGUAUUCUACCAAGGGGAGCUGGGGGUGGGGGUGGGGAUGGAGGGGGGAUUUGGGUCCAUAUAGCUUACUUUGGAAAUGAUCCCAGAAGUCAAGAAGGAAGUAGCUGCUGUGGAAUGGUUGCAUUGUGGAACACGAGUCCACCCAGGAUACAUUGUGGGCAUCUAUUUGCUGUUAAGCCCCAGGAACAGAACUGAAGACACCUGGGUUAGCUAGUGGGUGGGGCAUGGAGGAGCUCCACCACAGUCAGCAUGGAUGGAAGGCUAUCUCCAGAGAUUUCUGCCCAGCCUUGUGCAUACCUGUGCACACUCUGUGAACUGGGACAUCCUGGGGCAGAGGCUGGUAUUUAUAAAAUAUCAGUCUCAGAGCAGAAGGCAGACAUCGAAGAACCAGGCUGCCUGAUCCACACAUGGAUUUCAGGGCUCUGGCCCUUGGGCUCCUGACUCAGCAGGCCUAGUGUGAGGGUAGAGCACUUGCCUUUUCAGUGUGAGGACAUGCUAAUGCUAAGGAUCUUGGCUUUGAUAUUGACUGGUGAGCCUCCACCCCUUCCUUGACGCUUACUGGUGGACUCCAUCUCCAUCUCCCUCCCACCCCCACCAAUUAUGAAGAAAAUUUCACACCACUUCACAUCAUAUUUCCCAGGCCCAUGCCGUGAAUUUGAAAAUGGGGAAUUAAUAAGUACUUAUAACUCCCUGCAACUGUGGCUGGCAGAUAAAAUGCCAUCUGCCAGACAGGAUUUAUUUAUAAUGGGGUUUAUACAUAUUUAUAAGUUUGCAAGCAACAAAUGCACAGUUUUAAAACUGGCACAUUUUAUAUCAGCUAGAAAAAAAUUGCAACUUUAUACUAAGGCUUUCUGAGUGUGAACUGCAUGUGUGUAGUAUACACGUACACGAGCUUUCUUUAGUUCAGAUGGAAUGCGCACCACAGCAUGUGUAUGUCCAGAUGCAGACCAGCUCUGUGUUGGGUCUCUCUCUACUGAGCCUCUGGGGUUUCCUGCAUUGGAUGACCUGUAUAUGAGAAAUGGCACCAAGAGCUUGGCGGUUGAUUUGCUCUCAUUUGCAGACCUGUGGAGCAGAGUUCUGGGUGUCGUGGACUCUGAGACCAUGGUACAAAAAGGGAAGUAGGGCUCUCACUGCAGGCCGAGAGAGAGGGAAAGCAAGCCAGGAGUGUGGUGCAUUUCUGUAAUCCCAGAACUUGGAUGGUAAAGGCUAGCUCAGGGUCAACCUGGGCUAAACGAGGCCAUGUCUCAAGAGAACUAAACAGAAGGGUAGCCAGCAGAAGACAAGGAAGAGGCAGGUGUUAGAGAAAAGGAAAAGGGACAUGCAGAUGAAACACCCACAGACCCACAUCCUUUCUUGACCCAGCCUGACUUACCACAACCGGACUUGGCUGGCCAGCCCUCCUGGCCACAUUUAUACCUUAGAUCCUAUGUAGCAGGUCCUGCAGGGACUUGUGGGACAGAGAAGGGAACAUAAGGUGAAUCUGUUCCUGUUUAUAAUCUAACUGGAGCCCCUCCUCCAACACACACAUGAAGUGUGAGAGUGUUGGAGUGGGAGUCGGGGAGGCUUUCAGGGCUGGUGUGCUCACAUUCAGUAUGGACCAAGGAUCAGGCUCAGGACUGAGCUGGAGGCGCUGAAGGCUUUUAAACAGCAGGUGGCGCAGUUGUACCCUUGAGGAAGAAAAGGGUGCAAAAGUUCAAGUUGGUGUCCCUCAUGGAAUCUGCUGAUGUCAGUAGGAUGCCGGAGGACAGGUUGAAAAGCUUUCCUUUCCUCUCGCUGCCCUCUCAGAUGCCCUGGGGGUAAGUGAGUCCCUGAGACCCCCAGACACACCUAUGGGUGAAAGAGAAACCACAGGAAAUGGACAGCUUUAUGUACCCACUGUACAUAGAGGACAGAACCUAUGGGGUGAAUCUGAAACCCGAGCUCCUGAGGACAUACAGGUUCACACUGGAGGAAAUUCCUUUACCACAACCAAAGUCACUCACAGCGGAGUCAAGCAACAGUUCACAAGGCAGAGACAGUAGACUAACUAGUCUGGGGACAACUAGUUUCUUUUCCUCUUCUUCUUCUUCUUUGUUUAACAACACUAUGUGUGAGUUGCCAAUUGAAUGUUCUCUGUUCAACUGACUUUUGGAUAUAACUUGUUUCUGAGUAUUGUGAAAUUUAUGUGAAUUUCUUUGUGUUCAGAAUGAGACAUUUGAUGUUCAAAAGCCCCAGGAUUAGGGGACAGCUCAGUGUAAAUGUAAUGUGUAACAAGGUAUUGAACAGUUUUCCAAAAGCAUUCGGGUGGCCAAUUAUACAUAUUGAUAUAUACAUAUUUGAAAUUUCUUUUUGUUUCUGUUAACCAUUGUGAAACACCAACAGUUACUGUAACAGUUACUGCCUGGGAGUGUGGCCAACCGCCCCUUGCCACUUUGAUACUGGCCUGGGAUUGGCUCCCUAAGUCACCUGUUGAGGAGCAGAAAUACAAAGUCAACUUUAAGUUUUCUAAUAUUUUUCUUUGAUAAAACUUAGGCGAUUUGACGACCAUUUGGCAUUCCCAAGAGAUAACAGGUGAAGGUGAUCAGGCAGCUUGGACUCCCUCACCUGCAGGGACUCUUUAGAGAAACGGUGUUGCUUUCGGUCUCAUGCCCUCCACCACGGUCCUGGCACACCACAGCCGAGCUUCUGGGAUAACCACGAGGAGGCAGCAUAGAACAUCCCAUCACCAUGGCCGAGGUAUGGCUGGUGGCAGGCUAACCCUAGACAAUGCUGCUCUUCUUGUUAUUAUUAGGUACUGGAACAUGUGCCUUUAUCAUUGGGACGGCCACCCAUGCACUUCCAAUCCCAGAGCUCAGAGCUGACCCUCUGCCCUCUGACUUAGACAACUAUGUGGGUGAUGAGGUUUUUGUUUUUUUGUUUGUUUGUUUGUUUUCAUUUUUUUCAUUUGUCACUAGUCUCCAAAGCAUGGAACUGGCGGCGAUGUCAUUAGACAUUUUCUAUAAAAUGCACCUUGUUAUCUUUCUGUGACCGGCUCUUUCCCAGCACACAGAAUAACCACGGCUCAAAGAUUGAGAGGAGUAACCAUUUUUAAAUAGUUAAUUGUUUCAGUGACUGUAAGUGUUAAGUCUGUUGUUGGCAAUAAAGGCUACUGUGAAAAGAA
This is a messenger RNA of Mus musculus (house mouse), 12884 nucleotides long. It is a transcript of the gene Shc3, whose product is annotated as src homology 2 domain-containing transforming protein C3. The record is from RefSeq and is a predicted model, not a curated record. Gene Ontology annotation, cellular component: synapse. Gene Ontology annotation, biological process: intracellular signal transduction. NCBI's taxonomy places the organism in Eukaryota, Metazoa, Chordata, Mammalia, Rodentia, Muridae. Bases 3333 to 5117 code for a protein of 594 amino acids. The transcript is spliced from 13 exons.